AUGGCGCUUGCCUGGUUAAGUCGGCAGCCAUGGUACAACAAAUUCAAGCAGACAGCUGUCAAACAGCCGGUGAUUGUUUACAUUGAAGGAAACAUAGGAGUUGGCAAGUCAACGUUACUGAAGAAAUUGGAAGAAAAAGGAUACCUUGUAGUGCAAGAACCAGUUUCCCAGUGGACAAACUAUCAUGGGAUUAAUUUCCUGGAAUUGUACACUCAAGAUAUGCAAAAGUGGGCGUUUACCUUUCAAUCAAUGGUGCUCAGUACAUUGUGGCAGGCUCAACUAGAAGCUAUACAACAAGAAAAUCCUGUCAUCAUCGCAGAGCGAUCUCUACAUAGUGUGGUCAAGAUGUUCGCUAAAACGCAGAAAGACGCGGGAUUUAUGAACGAAGAGCAGUAUGUAUUGCUUGACAACACAGCCAAGACUAUGGUAUCUCAGUACAAGAGAAAGGAAUACUUCAUAUAUCUUCGAGGCGGUGUUUCAACAGCCUACAAAAGGAUCCAUAAAAGGGCAAGGGAUGAAGAGAGCACAUUGUCCAAGGGUUACAUCCAACAGCUUCAUCUGAUUCUGGACAACUGGAUGGAGAACGAACCAGGACUUCAUGCAGUAGUGGAUGCCACAGGAUCUCCAGAGACUGUGCAACAACAAGUCAUCGAGGCCUUGGGACAAUUACCAAGUUAA
Thrips palmi is the source of this 678-nucleotide messenger RNA. RefSeq names its product deoxynucleoside kinase-like. Gene Ontology annotation, molecular function: deoxynucleoside kinase activity. Gene Ontology annotation, cellular component: cytoplasm. Bases 1 to 678 code for a protein of 225 amino acids. The transcript has a single exon. Lineage: Eukaryota; Metazoa; Arthropoda; Insecta; Thysanoptera; Thripidae. The record is from RefSeq and is a predicted model, not a curated record.